Vigna unguiculata (cowpea) is the source of this 784-nucleotide messenger RNA. RefSeq lists its product as uncharacterized. Gene Ontology annotation, cellular component: cytoplasm. Lineage: Eukaryota; Viridiplantae; Streptophyta; Magnoliopsida; Fabales; Fabaceae. The record is from RefSeq and is a predicted model, not a curated record.
AGCACUAAACCCUUGUAAAACAGUUUCAAUAGUCACCAUAGAUAGAUUCAGAGUUUUCUCAAAACGAUUUGAUUUCAAGAAUUUGCAACAACCAACGCCAUCCACGUUUUCAGUGAAUAUCAGAUGGAUCCCUUUGCAGCACAAGAAGAGCAACUUGCUUCCCAGAGAAUGAGGCAAAAACUUGAAGAAGUAAAUGUGGCUGCUCAAACUAAUCUCGCCCCUGUGCAAGACUAUGUCAAUUUUACUCUUCAGAAAGCUUAUUUUAAAUGCGCCCACGAGUGCUUUGAUAGAAGCAAAAGGCAGGAAGAGAUAAGCAAUUGUGUCGAAAAUUGCAACAUACCUCUUAAUAAUGCUCAACAGACAUUUGAUGCUGAGAUGGGAAGGUUUCAGGAAAGGUUGAAUAGAUCUCUGAUGGUGUGUCAAGAUAAGUAUGAGGCAGCUAAGCUCCAGCGUACCGAGGCUAAGCAUGAUUUGCUUUCCUGUGCUGACAAAGCAAUCCAGGAAAGUAUCGAGACUCUGCCACAUCUUGCCAACAAGUUGAAAUCUUCCUUUGGAAUUAGGGACAAUGACUUAAUGUAGGGUACUCCUAGUGGGAUAUUAUUGUUUUGUUGUUGAUUCCUUGUAGCUUCUUUAUUCAUCCAUACAUUUAAUCCCAUAUGCGAAUCAAAUUGGGUGCAAUUAAAUCUUGCCUCUCAAACAAAUCAUAAGGGUAUUUUACUCAAUACUUGAGAAAUUCAAUCAACUGAUGGAUGCUGUAAUUUGCAAAAUGAGUUUUAGCUGAACA